CGAGGGGCGCGAGGGCGGGAGGCCGGGGAGGCCCGGGAGGCCCGGGCGGUGUGGCGGCGGCCGAGCCGAGCCCAUCCGAGCCGGCACCUUCGGACGCCCCUGUCCCACGUGACUGUCCCCUCCUCCCUCCUCCCAGUCGCGCGCACGGGCCGGGCGUCUCGACUCCCGCGCGCGCUCGGCUGGUCCCAGUCCCCGGGAGAAGAAGCGGAGGAGGGAGAGAGCCAGCGAGGCGGCCCAGGGGAGCGGGCGCGAGUGGCGGCUGCCGGAGCCGCCUGUGCACGGGCGGCGGCGAGGCGACGGUGGCGGUCGCCUGAGCAGCUAGAGCCGGGGCGGCGCGGAAUCCGCAUCCGCCGCGAGUGUGAUGAAGCUACCCUGCCUCGCUGCUCCGCUUGCCGCCAGCUGACACCGCCUGCACUCAGCCCGCCCGGGAGGGGAGACGCCGCGGGGCCGUGACCUUGGCGGAGGAGGGCACACUGAUAAUUCUUGUAUCUUGAGAGUGGACCAAGUUUUGGGUGACAUGGCCCAGGGGAAUAAUUAUGGGCAGACCAGCAACGGGGUGGCCGAUGAAUCACCCAACAUGCUGGUGUACAGAAAGAUGGAAGACGUCAUAGCACGGAUGCAAGAUGAAAAAAAUGGAAUUCCUAUUCGUACGGUCAAAAGCUUUCUUUCCAAGAUACCUAGCGUCUUCUCUGAGUGUUGCUCUGUCACCCAGGCUAGAGUGCAGUGGUGUGAUCUUGUCUCACUGCAACUCCACCUCCUGAGUUCAAGCAAUUCUCCUGCCUCCCUGGUAGCUGGGAUUACAGGUUCAGACAUUGUUCAAUGGUUGAUAAAGAACUUAACUAUAGAAGAUCCAGUGGAGGCGCUCCAUUUGGGAACGUUAAUGGCUGCCCAUGGCUACUUCUUUCCAAUCUCAGAUCAUGUCCUCACACUCAAGGAUGAUGGCACCUUUUACCGGUUUCAAACGCCCUAUUUUUGGCCGUCAAAUUGUUGGGAGCCGGAAAACACAGAUUAUGCCGUUUACCUCUGCAAGAGAACAAUGCAAAACAAGGCACGACUGGAGCUCGCAGACUAUGAAGCUGAGAGCCUGGCCAGGCUGCAGAGAGCGUUUGCCCGGAAAUGGGAGUUCAUUUUCAUGCAAGCAGAAGCACAAGCAAAAGUGGACAAGAAGAGAGACAAGAUUGAAAGGAAGAUCCUUGACAGCCAAGAGAGAGCGUUCUGGGACGUGCACAGGCCCGUGCCUGGAUGUGUAAAUACGACUGAAGUGGACAUUAAGAAGUCAUCCAGAAUGAGAAACCCCCACAAAACACGGAAGUCUGUCUAUGGUUUACAAAAUGAUAUUAGAAGUCACAGUCCUACCCACACACCCACACCAGAAACUAAACCUCCAACAGAAGAUGAGUUACAACAACAGAUAAAAUAUUGGCAAAUACAGUUAGAUAGACAUCGGUUAAAAAUGUCAAAAGUCGCUGACAGUCUACUAAGUUACACGGAACAGUAUUUAGAAUACGACCCGUUUCUUUUGCCACCUGACCCUUCUAACCCAUGGCUGUCCGAUGACACCACUUUCUGGGAACUUGAGGCAAGCAAAGAACCGAGCCAGCAGAGGGUAAAACGAUGGGGUUUUGGCAUGGACGAGGCAUUGAAAGACCCAGUUGGGAGAGAACAGUUCCUUAAAUUUCUAGAGUCAGAAUUCAGCUCGGAAAAUUUAAGAUUCUGGCUGGCAGUGGAGGACCUGAAAAAGAGGCCUAUUAAAGAAGUGCCCUCAAGGGUUCAGGAAAUAUGGCAAGAGUUUCUGGCUCCUGGAGCCCCCAGUGCUAUUAACUUGGAUUCCAAGAGUUAUGACAAAACCACACAGAACGUGAAGGAACCUGGACGAUACACAUUUGAAGAUGCUCAGGAGCACAUUUACAAACUGAUGAAAAGUGAUUCAUACCCACGUUUUAUAAGAUCCAGUGCCUAUCAGGAGCUUCUACAGGCAAAGAAAAAGAGAUACUGCAAAUACUGCUGCAUGCCUUACUUAGCCGAAGAUCUUUUGUUUAAAUCCCUCUCCAUAGUCUCUGCAGCCUACAAGGCACUCAAGAAUAUCCAUCUGAGUCUACAGCAACAUAUGGGAGAGACUCGGAGGCAGUGGCUGGAGACAAACAAGCAGGAAUUGCAAAAGGAUAGCGAAAAUGGAGGUUAAAUUUUUUUUUUUUUUUUUUGAGACGGAGUCUUACUCUGUCGCCCAGGCUGGAGCGCAGUGGAGAAAUCUCGGCUCACUGCAAGCUCCACUUCCCGGGUUCACGCCAUUCUCCUGCCUCAGCCUCCUGAUUUACUGGGACUACAGCCCACCACCACGCCUGGCUAAUUCUUUUUGUAUUUUUUUGUAGAGAUGGGGCUUCACUGUGUUAGCCAGGAUGGUCUCAAUCUCCUGACCUCGUGAUCUGCCUGCCUCCGCCUCCCGAAGUGCUGGGAUUACACGCAUGAACCACCGCGCCCGGCCUCAAAAAAAAUCUAAAAGAUGCUGAUAACUUUCUACUCUUCUCUGUAAUCUGUUUCAUAGCCACCCUCUAAAAAUCUGCCCCUUUAUUUCUGCUCAAUCUCUUCAGUGUCCUGUAGACUAGAAAAGACUACUGUGUUUUUUUGUUUUGUUUUGUUUUUUGGUUUUUUUUCGAGACAGUUUCGCUUUUGUAGCCCAGGCUGGAGUGCAAUGGCGCAAUCUUGGCUCACUGCAACCUCCGCCUCCCGGGUUCAAGUGAUUAUCUUGCCUCAGCCUCCCGAGUAGCUGGGAUCACAGGCACCUGCCACGACACUCGGCUAAUUUUUUUAUUUUUAUUUUAUUUUUUUUUAGUAGAGACAGGGUUUCACCAUGUUGGCCAGGCUGGUCUUGAACUCCUGACCUCAGGUGAUCCGCCCACCUCGGCCUCCCAAAGUGCUGAGAUUACAGGCAUGAAUCACCGCACCUGGCCAUUCUGUGUGUUUUUAUGACAGCAAUAAAAUAAGUGGGCUUAGUAACUCAAGUAAACAUAGCUUCUCUCUAUUUCCUUUGUGAAGAAGGGAUUGCAGGAGAAGAAUGUAGGAAGUUGCUUCCAUCUCCCUAAUGCCCGGGGCUCUCAGGCUAUAGCUAAGAGCCUGGCCUUUAUCAGUCCUACUGCCUCAGAGCUCCUUACCAUCAACUUUCUGUUACUACUUUAAGACCAAGAACGAUUUUUUUUUUUUUUUUUUUUUUUUUUUUGAGACAGAGUCUCACUCUGUCACCCAGACUGGAGUGCAGUGGCGCAAUCUCGGCUCACUGCAACCUCUGUCUCCUGGGUUCAAGCAGUUCUCCUGUCUCAGCCUCCUGGGUAGCUGGGAUUACAGGCAUGCACCACCAUGCCCUGCUAUUUUUUUUUUUUUUUAAAGUAGAGACGGGGUUUUGCCAUGUUGACCACGCUGGUCUCAAACUCAUAACUGCAAGUGAUCCACCCACCUCAAUCUCCCAAGGUACUAGGUUUACAAGCAUAAGCUACCGCGCCCAGGCCACAAAUGAUGUUUUUAAAGUCAGUUAAAAUUUAUACCUUUGAUAGCUCACUUGGAAUAGUUAAGGACAAAUACAUAAGCUGUUAUUUUUGUUUUGAGAGUGUUGUCCCUAAUUAUAACAAAAUCUCUACAAACCAUUUAGGACAGAAAGGAAUUGGUUUGGUGGAGGGGAAGUUUUAUUGUGACACACUAGAGAACUCUCUUUGUUUAUGUAAUUAUUGUAUUAUAGACUAGGAUGAUGCUCUCUGUUCACUUAUGUGCCAGCUGAAGUCUCAGGUUUAUUUUGUCCUGAAACUGAUUAUAUGCUUCUUUUUCUAGCAUAUUUCCAUUAACUAGAUAUUAUGAAAUCUUACAGGAUCUUGCAUUUUUGUUAUGUUCUGAGUAUAUUUGUCUUUCUCUAUAGAUUUCUGUUUCCACUAUAAUCUGUUUCCUUUAGACUCUGACAGGAAGAGUUUAAAUCACGUAACACAUAUGUAAUCAUUGGGUUAAAAAUAAGUAUUAUUCUCAUAGAAUUAUUGAAUUAUUGUAAGCAAUUUGGUUUUUUAAAAGUGCCAUUGAUAGGGUUUGUUAGCCCUUUUAAUUUCUGGAAUUAAGACUUUAAAACUUAGCUAUAAAAAUUUCUCAGAUUUGGUCGGGCACAGUGUCUCAUACCUGUAAUCCUAGCACUUUGGGAGACUGAGCUGGGAGGAUCACUUGAGCCCAGGAGUUUGAGAUCAGACUGGAUGACAUAAUGAGACCUCAUCUCCACUAAAAAUAAAAAAUCAGCGAGGCGUGGCAGUGCACACCUGUGGUCUCACCUACUCGGGAGACUGAGGCAGGAGGAUCACUUGAGCCUGGGAGGUCAAAGCUGCAGUGAGUCAUGGUCACACCACUGUACUCCGACCUGAGUGAUAGAGCAAGACCCUCUCUCGAAAAAUUUUAAAACUAGUUUUAAAAAACCAUUUCUCAGAUUCUUCAAUUUGGAAAAAUUGGGAAGAGAUCAUUGGCAGGGGCUGGUUCCAUACAGCAUCCAAGGAACUGCCCUGAAAAUGAUUGUUCCAAAAUGGCUGACAUGCAAAUAUCGUACCAUGUGUACUUCCCUGGAAGUUAUCGUGUUCUUUUUAACUUAAUACAUUGCAAUAGAGUGAGCAACCAAAAGCAUACACACAAUCUUUUCUUUGUGCACUAGAGUAGGGCUUAUGCAUUUUCCUUUCCAGUAUGUGAAUAAGGCAGGAUUUGCACAUGGUUUACAAAUAGAUCCAAGUGUAAAUCUUCCAAUCCAGAUGGCCUAUUGGGCAUCCAUGCUGUCUGCUUUGACCUUAGUGCUGCACUUAAGAUUUUUUUUUUUUUUUUUGUGACGGAAUCUCACUCUAUUGCCCAGGCUGGAGUGCAAUGGCAUGAUCUCGGCUCACUGCAACCUCCACCUCCCAGGUUCAAGCGAUUCUCCUGCCUCAGCCUCCCGAGUAGCCAGGAUUACAGGUGACCGCCACCACGCCCGGCUAAUUUUUGUAUAUUUAGUAGAGACAGGGUUUCACCAUGUUAACCAGGCUGGUCUUAAACUUCUGACCUCAAGUGAUCCACCUGCCUCGGCCUCCCAAAGUGCUGGGAUUACAGGCGUGGGUCACCACGCCCAGCCCAAGAUCUGUUAACUGUUAGUUGUACCCACAUUUGCCUUUUAGUUGUCUCAAUAUACAAAACAAAUAUCCUUAUUGCACAUUUGAUAAAUCUAUACCACAUACAGAGGUUUUGUUUGUUUGUUGAGACAGAGUCUCGCUCUGUCACCCAGGAUGAGUGCAGGGGCGCAAUCUCACCUCACUGCAACCUCCACCUCCUGGGUUCAAGCAAUUCUCCCUGCCUCAGCCUCCUGAGUAGUUGAGAUUGCAGGCACCUGCCACCACACCUGGCUAAUUUUUGUAUCUUUAGUAGAGAUGGGGUUUCACCAUGUUGGCCAGACUGGUCUCGAAUUCCUGACCUCAGGUGAUCCGCCAGCCUUGGCCUCCCAAAGUGCGGGGAUUACAGGCCUGAGCCACCUCGCCUGGUCCACACAGAGUUUUGUUGUUAAAAUACACCUGUAUGUUUUCUCAUUUUUGCCCAUUGUUAUGCUAAUAUCACAAAGCCCCGGGUUUACUGUGGGCCUGUAUUUCUCUCUGGGCUUCUGUGAAAAAGUGUUUUUUGAUUAUUUCCUGGGACAAGAGCUUGUCAGGCUUAACUUGCAUCAUCCAAUUUUUAAUGAAGUCCAUAUCUAGCCAAGUAGUAGUAGCUUUGAGGAUUUGAGGAUAUUUGAAAAAAUAAAAACAAAACCAUAGAAAGAGAACCAUGUUUUUUUAAUAUAUAAAUUGAUAAAGACAACAGUAGAUGUCAUCGUUCAAAUAAAAAAAUGACUGUAUCUGAAUUUCAAAUGGCUUCCAAUUUCAAUAUAACUAUUUCACUCUUUUUCUUUUCUUUUUUUUUUUUUUUGAGACAGAGUCUCACUCUGUCACCCAGGUUGGAGUGCAGUGGUGCGAUCUCGACUCACUGCAACCUCCGCCUCCCGGAUUCAAGCGAUUCUCCUGCCUCAGCCUCCUUAGUAGCUGGGACUACAGGCACGCACCACCAUGCCCAGCUAAUUUUUGUAUUUUUAGUAGGUAUGAGGUUUCACCAUGUUGGCCAGGAUAGUCUCGAUCUCUUGACCUCAUGAUCCACCUGCCUUGGCCUCCCAAAGUGCUGGGAUUACAGGUGUCAGCCACCACACCCGGCCCACUCUUCUUCCCAGAAUUUUGAACCAAAUCACAUUAAUCUGUAGUUUUAAAAGAAACAGUUUUAUAUUAGCAUCUUUCCCCUAGUCUUCUACUAUAUAAGAAUUCAUUCCUGUGCCUCAACCAACAUGUACUGAUGUGUACCUUCCUUCAUCCCACAAAGAGUAAGCACUUUUUUUUUUUGAGACAGAAUCUCACUCUGUAGCCCAGGCUGGAGUGCAGUGGCCUAUCUUGGCUCACUGCAACCUCUGCCUCCCAGGUUCAAAUGAUUCUCCCACCUCCCGAGUAGCUGGGACUACAGGUGUGCCCCGACACACCCAGCUGAUUUUUGUAUUUUUAGUAGAGAUGGGGUUUCACCAUGUUGGCCAGGCUGGUCUUGAACUCCUGGCCUCAAGCGAUCCACCCGCCUCGGCCUCCCAAAGCGCUGGGAUUACAAGCAUGAGCCACCAUGCCCAGCCAAGUAAGCACUUUUUAAAUAUAAAUCGUUCAGUCUCAGAAUAGGUAUAUAUGCACAUGUGUAUACAAUUCUAUUCAUAGCCCGGAGACUACAGUAGCAAACACAGGAAAUAGCAUCGUAUUGAAGAACUGAAUCUUUUUUAUUUCAACAUCAUUUGAUUAGCUUAUUGCCCAGGAUUGGGAUGGAAAAGCAGUAUGAUUUUAGCUUUUAAUUUAUAACUUUCUGUCCUUCUCAGAGUCAGAAUAGUGACUCUGGGUUUGGGUAUCUUAAUGAAGAGAGCAUAUAAUGAUAGUAUUAAUAAUUAUAAUGAUAGUAUAAUAAGGUAAUGGCCAACAUAAACUGAGUGCACAAAAUGAUCCAUAAGUAGUUUUAAGCAAUUUACUUGUAUCAGUCUUCAGAACAAGAUUUGAAAAUAAGUACUAUUAUUAUCCUCAUUUUACAAAUGAGGAAAUAGGCAUAGAAGUGGAGGCAGCAUUUCAGUCCGUUAUAGUCAGCUGUAACAAAAAUGCCAUAAACUGGGUGGGUAGCUUAUAAGCAAAAUAAAUUUCUCUCUCACAGUUCUAGAAGCUGAGAAGUCCAAGAUAAGAUACUGGCAGAUUCAGUGUCCGAUGAGGGCCCCCUUCCUGGUUCAUAGACGCCAUCUUCCUACUGUGUCCUCACCUGGUGGGAGGGGCAAACAAGCUUCCUUCGGCCUCUUUUAUAAGAGCACUAGGCCUGACGUGGUGGUUCAUGUCUGUUAUCCCAGCACUUUGGGAGGCCGAGGCAGGUGGAUCACUUGAGGUCAGGAGUUUGGGACCAUGCUGGCCAAAAUGGCAAAAGCUGGCUCUACUAAAAGUACAAAAUUAGCCGGGCGUGGUGGUGCAUGACUGUAAUCCCAGCUACUCAGGAGGCUGAGGUAGGAGAACUGCUUGAACCCAGCGACUCAAGCGAUUUGAGGCCCUCCAAAGGUAGGGGCCUUUGGAGGCAGAGGUUGCAGUGACCUGAGAUUGCACCAUUGCACUCCAGCCUGGGCAACAGAGUGAGACUGUCACACACACACACACACCACUAAUCCCAUUAAUGAGAGCUUCACCCUCAUACCUGGUCACUCUGCAAAGCCCCCACCUCCUAAUAGCAUCACACUGGGGAGUAAGCUUUCAGCAUGUGAGCUUUGAGGGGGACAGACAGUCAGACCAGAGCAGGCAGGAGUGCAUAUUUUAUUUAUAAAGCAGGGUCUCUUGUUAAUAAACUGUUUUCUCUUUUAUUGUUGUUUCUCCCAUAAAGUGAAUAAACAUAAGCCUAGUGGGAAAUGCCAACAUUAAACUUUUAUAUCAGCCAGGCACAGUGGCUCACACCUGUAAUCCCAGCACUUUGGGAGGCCGAGGCGGGUGGAUCACGAGGUCAAGAGAUCGAGACCAUCCUGGCCAACAUGGUGAAACCCCAUCUGUACUAAAAAUACAAAAAUUAGCCGGGCAUGGUGGCAGGUGCCUGUAGUCACAGCUACUCUGGAGGCUGAGGCAGGAGAAUCGCUUGAAUCCGGGAGGUGGAGGUUGCAGUGAGCUGAGAUUUCGCCACUGCACUUCAGCCUGACGACGGAGUGAGACUCCGUCUCAAAAAAAACAAAACAAAACAAAAACCACUUUAAUAUCUUCUACUCUCAGUUGCUGAAAGCUAAGUUGUGGACCCUUUUUCCCAAUUAAGAAAAAACUAAGAGAAAAUGGUGCAUGAUUUUCAUUGCUGCUGUUCAUAUCAGCAAAAGGGCCCUUAUCAGUAAUUAUAUGGUGUGUAAAGAAAGGUUGAUUAUGGAAUUAUUAAUCUUUUCUUAAACAUAUUGUCUUUUUCCAAAAACGUGGCUGCUAUGAACUGAAUAUUUGUGAUCCCUCCCCACUCAAGUUCACAUGUUAAAUCCUAAUCUCAAGGGUGAUGGUAUUAGGAGACAGGGCCUUUGGAAGGUAAUUAGAUCAUGAAGGUGAAGCCCUUAUGAACAGGAGCCUUUAUCAGAUAGGUCCCAGGGAGCUUAUUUCCUUCUUCCAUUAUCUCAGGACACAAUGAGAAUGCACCAUUGAUGAACCAAGGAGAAGGCCCUCACUAGACAAAGAAUCUAUAAGUGUCUAGAUCUUGGACUUACCAGGCCUAUAAGAAAUAAAUUUCUGUUGUUUAUAAGCCACUUAGUCUAUGGUUUUCUGUUAUAGCAGCCCAAACAGACUAAGGCAAUGGCCAUGAGUGAUGAUGUAUCUCCCAUCACCGCUGACCCCUUUCUAAAACUGAGCCGCAUUAGGUAGCAAAUCAAGAGUAUUGCUAUGACUAAUUUAUUACUAAAAUAUAUGUUUCCAAUUUUUUAUUUUUACUUAUUUUAUCUUCUGAGAUGUACAAAAAUUCAUUAAAUAACUGGCCCAUGUAAUUUUAUAAUAGAACAUAUAAAAUAAGACAUGAAAUGAAAACCACCAGUUUUGUAUUCCGAUCAAACAUUUCAAAUUUCUUUUUGAGGUGGAGUCUCGCUUUUGUCACCCAGGCUGGAGUGUAGUGGCAAAAUCUCGGCUCACUGCAGCCUCCGUGUCCUGGGUUCAAGUGAUUCUCCUGAGUAGCUGGGAUUAUAGGUGCCCGCCAGCACACCCAGCUUAUUUUUGUACUUUUAGUAGAGACAGAGUUUCGCCAUGUUGGCCAGGCUGGUCUCGAACUCCUGACCUCAGGUGAUCUGCCCACCUCAGCCUCCCAAAGUGCUAGGAUUACAGGCAUGAGCCACUGCGCCCGGCCUCAAAUUUCUUAUCUCUCUAGAGUACUUGUAAUUAACAGCAACAGUGUUGACUUACAAGAUUUCUAAAACAUAAGUAUAUGCUUCAUGUAAUCGUAUGAUAUGUGGAAUCAGAAUAGAUCAGAUUUUGUCUUGGAUUAGGGUUGGAAGAAGUCAGGUAGGAAAGAACAGGAAGACGUCAGCAGCUGGAAAUGGAAUAAGUAGACUUUUAUCUUCAGAUGUAUAAUUGGCACCUUUUUAUCCAUUAUUAUGUAAGAUAGGGGAAAGACUCAAUCUUGAGUUUCAUGAAUCACACCCUCAAAAACUGCAUUUUAUUUAAUUAAAUCAUAUCCUCUACAUUUCUAAUAUUUAUAAAUGUGACAUUAAUUUCAGCCAUUGAACAAGAAUGCACUCACAUUAAUAUCUUUCAGAGCAGCUUACUAAGAUUCGUUGUAACAUGUUUAUAAUCAGUUGGGAAUCUAGGUGUUGCUUCAUUGCUAAGCCUUGAUGGAGCAUUUAUGGAUAUGUUUUAUGAUUUGCUAAUCUGUGCUGUGAAACCAUCAGUCUGUUUGCAGUGGGGAGGAAGGAUUUGGGAGGGGUAGGAGGGUGGAGGGAGGGAGGAUAGUUUUGUUUGACGUGUCAGUGGAGGGAGGGGGCGGGAAGGCAGGUUGGUCUUGAGGUUUGAACUAAGAUGGACUUAAAGGGUUCAGUUUUGACCCUUGCACAAAAAUCAGCUACAGUAAAUAGUUGCUACUACUAAGCAGGUUUUCAGUGAUCAUACUUGAUUUUCUUUCUUUUUUCUUGUUUUAUAUAUUU
Messenger RNA from Pongo pygmaeus (Bornean orangutan), 10195 nucleotides. RefSeq names its product regulator of G protein signaling 7 (gene RGS7). The transcript is spliced from 19 exons. Bases 518 to 2182 code for a protein of 554 amino acids. Gene Ontology annotation, biological process: positive regulation of GTPase activity; G protein-coupled receptor signaling pathway; regulation of G protein-coupled receptor signaling pathway. Gene Ontology annotation, cellular component: neuron projection; cytoplasm; plasma membrane. NCBI's taxonomy places the organism in Eukaryota, Metazoa, Chordata, Mammalia, Primates, Hominidae. Gene Ontology annotation, molecular function: GTPase activator activity. The record is from RefSeq and is a predicted model, not a curated record.